ACCAAUUUGUUUUCCUAUACCGUUUGUAAACAGGCCGGGGACGCCUGUGCUUAGAGAGACUUCUUGUCAGUGAAAAGUCAGUGUUUAGCGUCGAAUUUGAACUUACUGUUUAGAACAUGGUCUACCUACAUUUUCCUUCUAAUAAAACAGAAGAGGAGUUAAUGUUACAGGCAAAAUACGCGAAAUUAAAGAAAAAGAAGAAAGCUGUCCAGGCUUUAAAAUCACCUCGUCCAGAGCCAGAGAGGACACCACAAACACCAAAGCGACCAGCUGAGGCUAGAGAUGCAAGAGAAGUGGCAAAGAAGCUCCUGAAGUCAGGUGCAAUAACUGCUAUACCAAAAGCUCCUCAAAGGCCAGAACAGGCUGGAUUUAAAAGACCAAGAAAUCUCAAAAGAAAAUUUCCGGGAACUGAAAAGACUGUUAGUGGUUACCAGCCAUUUUCUGCUACACAUCCAGAGGAUCUAGAAGCAGAUAACAGACCUAAAGUUAAGAAUCUAUAUGAAAGUUUUGUCACUGCUAGAGACAGAGAAGAGAGAGGCAGACCAGAUAAGCCAAGGCAGGGAAAUACCAUAUUUGUUGCAGGUCAUAAAAUAACAGAAGAUUAUCUUCGGAAAGAAUUCCAGCGUUAUGGCAAUAUUGUCAAUGUCACAAUGGAAAUCGAAAAGAACCGUGGUUUUGUAACUUUUGACAAGAUGGAAGCAGCUGCAGAUGCUAUUAGUGAGACUGAUGGAUCCAUCGUAUCUGGCAUACAGUUAAAAGUUUCUUUGGCUAGGAGGCAGCCUGUCAUACAGCCCAUUAAUGAUGCGUCAUCAUCAUCGGCAUGGUCUACAAUAGCUGCCAGCCAUUCCCAGAAAGGAAGCCAUAAGGACAAACGAGAAAUAGUUACGUACGAUGAUGACGACAUAUUUGGAUGAAUACUUCUUCCAUGAGACAUUGUAUGCUAAUGCUGACUUAUGUGUAUUAACUGAGAAUUUUAUUGCUGUGAAUUGUGUAAAUUUCAAACUUUUUGAUAUGUUUUAAAUUGCCUACAGGAAACUGUGAUUGUUUAAGUUGUACAGUCAUAUGUCAUUUUGAAAUCUUAUAAAAUUUUAUUAAACUGA
Schistocerca americana (American grasshopper) is the source of this 1100-nucleotide messenger RNA. It is a transcript of the gene Nelf-E, whose product is annotated as negative elongation factor E. The transcript has 6 exons. Gene Ontology annotation, biological process: negative regulation of transcription elongation by RNA polymerase II. Gene Ontology annotation, molecular function: RNA binding. Lineage: Eukaryota; Metazoa; Arthropoda; Insecta; Orthoptera; Acrididae. Bases 117 to 914 code for a protein of 265 amino acids. The record is from RefSeq and is a predicted model, not a curated record. Gene Ontology annotation, cellular component: NELF complex.